AAAACCGGGGAAGUCUAUCCUUCCAGCAAAACCGUGGACUCCUGCCCGGUCUCAGCUUAGCACCUAGUCAAAGUUCUCUGCAACUUCUCGUCCCUUCCCUUUCUACCGUUCAAUUUUGACUCAUCCCAAACUCCAAGCAGCCAGACUCUUCAAAAAGAAAGAACAGCUAGUGAACCUAGAUCCUGAUCCAAAUUCGCUAUCAAUUUCUUCAAGAAAACUCGCCUCCUUCAACUGUAGGUGUGUGUAAUUUUCCGUCUGUGAAAGAUUCUGUUCUUCUAGUUCGUUGUUGCGGCGGCUUACGAUUAACGAUUUACUAUCAUUGCGGCCGUAUUUCACAUCUUUGAUUUGAGAAAUGGAAUCAAUUCUCGCUUCUUCUUCUGUGCUGCCGUCUGCUCUUCCCGCCGGGGAGUACGAGGUUUUCCUGAGCUUCCGGGGUCCCGACGUUCGCAAAACGUUUGCCGAUCAUCUCUACACCUCUCUAUACCGUUCCAAAAUUCGCACAUUCAGGGACGAGGAAGAGCUAUGCAAGGGAGAAGGGAUUGCCCCUUCCCUAGUCCAGGCCAUCCCCAAUUCCAAGAUCUACAUCCCUAUUUUAACCAAGCAGUACGCUUCCAGCAAAUGGUGUCUUCAAGAAUUGGCUCAAAUGGUGGGGUGCUGGAAGCAAAAGAAGGGACACCUCAUCCUUCCCAUUUUCUAUUUUGUCGACCCUAGAGAUGUGAGGCAUCAACAUGGCUCUUAUCAGGAAGCCUUUGUACAGCAUGCCCAGAAACAUAGCCCCGAAACUGUGAACGAAUGGAAGGAAGCACUUCAAGAGGUUGGGCAAAUGAAAGGAUGGCAUGUCACUGAAUCCGACAGUCAGGGAGCUAUAAUAGAACAAAUCCUUUCUGAAGUUGAGUUGCAUUUGAGGGGCAUUUACACCUUAGUGACUGAUGAGUUGGUUGGAAUCGAUAGUCACGUGGAAGAAGUGAUGACAUUAUUGAAUUCAUCCUCUUCUAUAGGGAAAGUCGUUGGUAUUCAUGGCAUGGGUGGUUUAGGUAAAACCACUCUAUCUAAAGCUGUUUAUAACAAGAUUUGCACUCAAUUUGAACGUUUUUGUUUCUUGGAAGAUGUACGGGAAACAUUGACAAAUAGCGAAGGAGCUCUUUCUUUACAAAAUAAGCUUAUCUCGAGCAUUUUGAAGAAGGAUUAUCAUCAAGUUAGUAAUGUUAGUGAAGGAAUCAACAUGAUAAAGGAAAGGGUUUGCAAGCACAAGGUGCUUAUUGUUAUUGAUGAUAUAGAUGGUAGGUUUGAAUUUGAUAAGAUUAUAGGAAGUUUAGGUGAUUUUUCGUUUGAUAGCAGAUUUAUGUUUACAACAAGAUAUAAAAGAGCUUUAGAUUUCUUCCCAAAAUGUAAAUUGUAUGAAAUAGGAGAAAUGAGUCAUCCUUUGUCCUUGCAACUUUUUAGUAAACAUGCUUUUGGGAUGGACAGUCCUCCAAUGGAAGAUUCUGCUAUAUCUGAGGAAUUCGUAAAAGUUGCUGCUGGACUUCCUUUAGCUCUUAAAGUGAUAGGAUCACUUUUGUUUCGUAGAGAGAGGAAAUUUUGGGAAGAAAAGCUGAUAGAGUUACAAGGAAUACCUUCUACUACCGAAAAUAAGGUGCAAGAGAGAUUGAAGAUAAGUUACAACGAUUUGUCGCACAAUGAGAAACAAAUCUUCCUUGACAUAGCUUGUUUUUUUGUCGGUACCCACAAAGAUUUAAUCUACUACAUGUGGAGUGGUUGUGAUUUCUAUCCAGAAAGUGGGAUCACCACUCUUAUCCACAGAUCGUUGAUGAAACUUGACGAAGGAAAUCAUUUUUGGAUGCACGAUCACAUCAAAGAUCUUGGAAGAGCCAUUGUUAGAGAGGAAGAUAUUCAACAUCCAUACAACCGUAGUAGGAUAUGGUCAACCGACGAUGCCCUUGAUAUGUUAAGAAAUACAAAGGGAACUGAACGGGUAGAAGUUCUUAGAGUGGAUGUCAAAUCUAGAGAACAUGAAAAAGAACUUAAAAGCGUGGAUUUUAAGGAUUUAUCAGGUUUACGGUACCUGGAGGUGCGAUAUGGAAGCAUAAUGGGGGAUUUCAGCCAGGUUCUUCCAAAUUUAUGUUGCCUUCGAUUGCCACAUUGUGACUCAAUCCCAUCUGAUAUCUACAUGAAGAAAUUGGUAGUUCUUGAUUUGAAGGAAUGCAAUGUGAAAGAUAAUUGGAGGGGCUGGAAUCGAAUAAAGGCAGCAGCGAAGCUGAAAGCUGUAAAUUUACCCCAGUGUUCUCGGCUGAGAAAAGCACCCGACUUGUCCACAUGCACAAGUUUGGAGUUCAUAAAUUUUGGGUCUUGUCGCCAUAUGGAAGGAGAACUGCACAUUGGUACUUUCAAGAAUUUGAAAAGGCUGAGUCUUCGUUGGACCAAUAUAACUGAGUUAAUCAUUAGGGGAAAUGAUAUUGGAAAGUUUCGACGACUAGAGGAGCUGGACUUGACGUCCACCUGUUUGAGAGAAUUGCCUGCUGGGAUGGAAAACUUACCCUCUCUCAAAAGCCUACUGUUGGAAUCAGGAAAAUCCUGGGAGUUCCUGAUGAAGGAGAUACCCAGGCUCCCGAGGAGUAUAAAGAGGUUAACCAUUUCACCUCCAUCUACAGUUCCAAAUCUGUUAGAGCUCACGGAGUUGGAGUCCCUGAGCUACCUCAGAGGUAAUAUUCCUUGUAUCCCUGAAGACUUAUGGCUGUUGUGCGAUUAUAUCGAGGUAUUUACUCCGAUGGCUGGAGGCCUUUUGAAUGAGCUCCCCAGCCUAGCAAAUCUGCGCAAUCUUACCCAACUCACACUCAUGCAUAUCGGGGUGGUCGAAAUCCUGGGCCUGGGAGAGCUUCGGGUGCUGGAGACACUGGUGAUAUCCUAUUCCCCGAAUCUGAUCAACCUCCACGGACUUGAGAAUCUGAUUUUCCUCAAGAACCUGUACGUGGGAACGUGCUCUGCGCUAGAGAGAUUGCCGAGUGUAAUGAAUUUGAUCAAGCUGAAGUUAUUGGUGGUUUACGAGUGCCCGGUUCUCGUAGAAAUUCAAGGUCUGGGUGGCCUUGGGGAGUCUUUAUCCCGUCUGUUAAUCGGAGGAUGUCCUAGCUUGGCCAACUAUGAUGGACUUCAACUUCUGGGAGCAUUGGAGUAUCUUACUUUUCAGGAACAAUCGUUUUGUCUCCAUGGCAAGGAAUCAUUUCCGGAUCUCUCUGGCCUCUUUAAUCUCAAGCAGUUGAAACUGCGCUGCUGUCUGGAGUUAACAGAGCUUACAGGAUUUGAGAGAUUGAUGUCUCUAGAACGGUUUACUAUGAAAGAAUGCAACUCCAUUCGAAAUCUGCCUGAUCUGUCUGGGCACGGGAAUCUCAAAACAUUGAACAUCAGAUUUUGCGACAGCCUGAUUAAUCUCACGGGCAUCGAGAGAUUGGAGUCUUUGCGGGAGAUAGAGAUACAUGACUGCAAUUCGAUUACGAAGCUGCCAAACUUAUCGGGCUUGAAGAAUUUGGAGCUGUUGAAUCUUAGCAAAUGCACAGCCUUGACUGAGGUCCAGGGGGUGGAGGGAUUGGAGUCAUUAACAAUACUGCAGAUGGGUAAUUGCAGGUCAAUAAAGGCGUUGGGAAACCUGUCUGGUCUCAAGAAAUUGGAGUUACUUGAUAUUGAGGGAUGCACAAAAUUGACCAAGGUGAAUGGGCUUGAGGAGCUGGAUGGGUUACGGUACAUGGAUAUGGGGAAAAGAAUGAGAGUGAAGUACUUGGCGAAGUCGGCUGCGAGAUAUGGCAAGGGACUGCUUUCCGGGUCUCUCAGCAACUGGUGAUGGCGGAAGGACCUCUCUCCCUCCUGUUCUAUUUUGGUAAAGCCAUAUAUGGAUUGCACAAGCUUGAUCAAUGCCUUCACCGAGAAUGGCAGAUUGGAGUCGUUGCGGUUGCGACGGAUGUGUGAUUGUUGGUCCAUUAAGGAGCUGCCAAACUUAUCCAGCUGCAAGAUUUCGGAGGAAUUGGAACUGUCACUGCAUAACACACUGCUGAGUUCAAAGGAAUCGAGGGGUUGGAGUCAUUGACAAAGUUGUUCAUGUAUGUUGCACGUCAAUAAAAGAGUUGAGAAAUCUCUCUGGUUUCAAGAAAUUGAGGGAGCUGGAUAUAGAGGGAUGCAAGAGAUCGACUAAGGCACCAAGGUGAACAAGGAUGGGUUACGGCUCCUAGACAUGGGGAUAAUGAUGAUCUAAAGUAUUUGGCAAAUGUGGCGAGAAAAAGGGACUAGCCUCACGGUUCAUUGUGGGGUUCCCAGGAGUUGCUGAUGACACUACUUCCAGAGCGGGAGCAGAAGUGGGAGCUUCAGAGUCUAUGUUGUCCUUGGAGCAUUGAAUAUUGAAAGUUUAGAAAGAGAUUGUGUACUCACAUUGGUCCUGCCAUUAGUUAGAGUUUAACAAAUAAGGGGUCAUUCUGCAAUGACACAUGCUCACAUGGAAAAUUGUAGGAAAAAAAAAAAAUUAAAUUCAAUACUAGAUGUCAACGUUUUAUAUUCUGAAAAUGGUGUAUUACAAGAAUAUGUAUAUUAAGAUUAUGCGUGUAUGAAGAAUGUGU
Linum tenue is the source of this 4595-nucleotide messenger RNA. Lineage: Eukaryota; Viridiplantae; Streptophyta; Magnoliopsida; Malpighiales; Linaceae. The record is from the annotation of a GenBank genome assembly.